Molecule: messenger RNA, 564 nt
Organism: Apodemus sylvaticus (European woodmouse)
Lineage: Eukaryota; Metazoa; Chordata; Mammalia; Rodentia; Muridae
Gene: Dapl1
Product: death associated protein like 1
Exons: 4
Coding region: 74-397 (107 amino acids)
Biological process (GO): negative regulation of autophagy; apoptotic signaling pathway; cellular response to amino acid starvation
Molecular function (GO): death domain binding
Source: RefSeq, a predicted model, not a curated record
UGAGGAGCCAGUUACAGCUGGCACUCAGCCUCAGAGCCACAGCAAGGCACUGGCACACAGGCACAGGGGCGCGAUGGCAAACGAAGUACAAGUUCUGCCGUCCCCGCUGAAAGGGCGACAUGCUCCAGCAGUGAAAGCUGGAGGGAUGCGAAUUUCCAAAAAACAAGAGAUGGGCGUUUUGGAAAGACACACAAAAAAGACAGGCUUGGAGAAAACAAGUGCUGUCACAAAUGUCACCAAGAUACAGAUGUUGGAUGCUCUGACCGACACGCUGGACAAGCUCAACCAUAAAUUUCCAGCAACAGUUCACACAGCACAUCAGAAACCCACACCUGCUCUGGAGAAGGCUGCUCCACUGAAGAGGGCCUACAUUAUUCAGCAGCCUCGAAAAUGUUAGGCCAGGAUAGAAAACACAGCCAUCUGGUCAACUUCCCCGCAAUCUGACAGCUCAGCAAAAAAAAUGGCCAACCACUUCCUGUAGGCAUGCUGCCCUGGCUUGGUAAAUAAAACAAUUUUUGUAUCUUCCCUUCUCACUUUAGAUAAUAAAGUUUCUGGAAUUAUGAA